Molecule: messenger RNA, 1088 nt
Organism: Dictyostelium purpureum
Lineage: Eukaryota; Evosea; Eumycetozoa; Dictyosteliales; Dictyosteliaceae
Exons: 3
Coding region: 1-1047 (348 amino acids)
Molecular function (GO): tRNA binding
Source: RefSeq, a predicted model, not a curated record
AUGAACGUCCAAUUAUUCUGGAAUUUACUUUCAAAGGUUGAAACCUCAACUCCAGCCACUGCCCCAAAUUUUGAUACCAAAGAAAAAUUAUCAAAAUUAUUCACCGAAAAUGAAACCCUUAAAACUUUAUAUCCAUCAAUCGAUGCCAAUGUUUUAAAAACUUUAGAUGAAGUUUCAGAAGUUUUAAAAGGCGAAGAUGCCAAAAAGAGAGAUAUCCAAUUACACAAACUCAAUAAAGAUCUUUUAACCAAAACAUAUGUUUUUGCUGAAAAACUUACUGCUUUAGAUUUAGCCUACUAUGUUAUUUUAUAUGAAUGGAUGUCAAAAUUAAAUGAUAAAGAAAGAUUCACAUUUUGUAAUAUUACAAGAUGGUUUAAUUUAGUUCAAAAUCAAAAAUCAAUUUUAAAUAUUCAACCAGUUAUUGCAAUUAGUCUUGUACCACCACCAGUUGAAAAGAAAGAAGAAAAGAAACCAGCUGCUGAAAAGAAAGAAGGUGCUGUUGAACAACCAAAAAAAGAAAAAAGACAAGCUCCACCAGCUGCACCAGAACCACCAAUGGAUAUUUCAAGAUUCGAAAUUAAAGUUGGUAAAAUUGUUGAAUGUAAAAAACACGAAGCUGCCGAUUCAUUAUAUGUCGAAAAGAUUGAUUUAGGUGAAGCCGAAGGUCCAAGAACCAUUGUCAGUGGUCUCGUUAAAUUCAUCCCAUUAGAUCAAAUGUUAAAUCGUAAAGUUUUAGUCCUCUGUAAUCUUAAACCAGCAAAUCUUAAAGGUAUUAAAUCAUUUGGUAUGGUUCUUUGUGCCUCAAACAGUGACCACACACAAGUCGAAUUCGUCGAACCACCAGCUGAUGCCGUUAUUGGUGAACGUGUCGUCUUUGAAAAAUUCCCAGGUGAUUAUGAUAAAGUAUUAAAACCAGCUACUUUUGAUGCUGUUAUUGGUGACCUCCAAACUAACGCCGAUAAAAUUGCUGUCUUUAAAGGUGACUUAUCAAAAACCUCUGCUGGUCCAUGUACUGUUAAAUCAAUUGCUGGUGUUCCAAUUAAAUAAAAUAAUAUAAAAUAAAAUAAAUAUAUAUUUAAAUCAAAACU